AUGGUACUGUUACUGCUGAUUGGUCUUAUCCAUGUUUUCAUCGUCACCCAUGCCGAAUUACUUCAAGGUCUCUAUUGUGGCACAGAAAACUGCUAUGAAGUUCUAAAUAUUGAUCGAACAGAGUUCAAUAAGAAUAUGUUGGGAAGAACGUAUCGAAAAUUAGCGGCGCAGUAUCAUCCUGACAAAGUUACUGGUGCUAAGAAAAAAGAAGCGGAAGAAAAAUUCCGUCAAAUUGCAACCGCUUAUGAGACUCUGAAGGAUGAUGAGACACGAGCUGAUUAUGAUUAUUAUUUGAAUCAUCCGGAACAACGAGCUUAUAACUAUUACCAGUAUUAUCGCAGACGGGUAGCUCCAAAAGUGGAUGCACGAAUUGUUGUUUUGGUUACUUUGGUACUUAUAUCUAUCAUUCAGUUUCUAAGUGCAGCACAAAAACAUAAGGAAGCACUUGAUUAUGCUGUGAAACAAGAAAAAUACCGUAAUGCAGCGAAAGAAAUUGCCAAGGAAAGAGGAAUUCCUCUGCAAGGCGACUUUCGUAACAGAAAGUCGCGGAAAGAAUAUGCCGAACAGGUCCUGCGGCAGAUUAUUGAAGAAAAUGUGGAUAUCAGAGGUGGUUAUAAGAAGCCAUCGAUAUAUAAUACAUUGCUGUGGACGAUUAUUGUGUUGCCUUAUACAGUAUACAGGUAUGUUGCUUGGAACUUCUCAUGGUUCAUAAAAUAUCAUGUGAAGAAAGAAGAUUAUGAUGACGAUGCGAAGUCUUAUCUGAUACGAAGAAAUAUGAGUCUUUCUGAAGAACAGUUUGCAAGUUUCAGUGACAGUGAACGAUUAUCUUUGUUCAAAAAUGAGUUAUGGGAUCGAGCGAAAUUUACGGAGUGGAAGGCUGCAAAAGAAGAUGAACAAAAGGAACGUUUGGCCGCUAGUGGGCGGUACAAACGAUAUCGAAGAUACAUCAAGAAUCAAAACACUCUUCCCCUUAGUUUUAUGGAAUAA
Molecule: messenger RNA, 987 nt
Organism: Brugia malayi
Lineage: Eukaryota; Metazoa; Nematoda; Chromadorea; Rhabditida; Onchocercidae
Product: DnaJ domain containing protein
Exons: 8
Coding region: 1-987 (328 amino acids)
Biological process (GO): protein folding
Cellular component (GO): endoplasmic reticulum membrane
Source: RefSeq, a predicted model, not a curated record